GAAGUUGCCACGUCGCCAGCGCCGUGAGGCGGUCCUGGACGUCGCGCAGACGUCACGCAGUCGGCGCGCAGUCUUCGGCAUACCAUUUCGUCGCCCCUGAUGGCCUGAGGACAGCCCGGGCGAGCGCGGAGGAUCCACAUUGCGGGAGACACCGCACCGGGAGGAGGUCGUCCUCGGCAACAAAAGGACGUCCUCUGUGACAUCCUCCGUCCCUCGCGAGAAGAGACACCCCCAGCGAGCCACUUACCGAGAAGAAAGCAGGAACGGUUUCACCGAGAGAAGGCACUGCUCCUCCGGAGCCGCUCCCCCGAGGGGACCUCGUGACGCUCCUGAUUCGUCGCGAUGUGCGUUGGGUGUCUUCGAUACUACUCCACCUAGAAACAGUUCCGCGGUGCGAGUGCCCUGGCCAAGCAGCGGUCGUGGUCGGCAUGGCCAUCAUGGAGGAAGAAGCGAUGCUGAGUGUCAUGGGAGACGUAUGGAAUGACACGCGCCGGCUCUGCGAGAAGUGCGGUCAGGUGCUGCCGUGCUCCAUGCCACCGAGCCUGUAUCUCUUCGUGCUGCAGGGCGUGGUGAUGAACGUGGUGAACCUGCUCGGCAUCGUCUGCAACACCGUUUCCAUCUACAUCCUGUCGCGCAAGCAGAUGCGCGCCUCCAUCAACUGCUGCCUGAUCGGGCUGGCAACGUUCGACAUCCUGCUGCUUGUCUGCUCCAUCUUCGUGUGGGGCGUGCCGGCGCUGAGUCAGUACUCGCCGCGACUACGCGCGCUCAGCGGCCGCCUCAUCCCACACAUGACUCCCUGGCUGUACCCGCUGGCUGCCAUCGCGCACACGGGCAGCACGUACGUCACCGUCACCGUCACCAUCGAGCGCUACGUGGCCGUGUGCCACUCGCUGAAGGCGCGCUACAUCUGCACGUACGGCCGCGCCCGGCUCUACAUGAUCGUCAUCAGUGUAUGCGUCGUGCUCUACAACGUGCCCAAGUUCUUCGAGACGGAAGCACGGCCGAUCCUGGAUCUGAGAGAAAACAUGACGGUGGUCGGGUUUGUCGCGUGUCCCACGGACCUGCGCAGCGAGCUGGUGUACAUCGAGGUGUACAUCAUGUGGAUGUACCUGGUGGUGAUGUACUGCAUUCCUUUCGGCACACUGGUGGUGCUCAACAGCCUUAUUUACAAGAACGUGCGCAUCGCAAAUAAGAUGCGCCAGCUGCUGAGCCGGCGCCAGGAGAAGGAGAUCGGUCUGGCGACCAUGCUGUUCGCCAUCGUGCUCCUCUUCAUAGUCUGCAAUAGCCUCUCUUUCGUCAUCAACAUCAUCGAGCUGCUCAACAAUAGCGGCAUGCAGAUCGUAAACGACGACGGAAUGGAAAGAAUCGCUGACUUCAGCAACCUCCUCAUCAACAUCAACUCCUCUUCCAACUUCAUCAUCUACUGCACCUUUGGCCAGAAAUUCCGCCGCCUCUUCUUGCGGCUCUUCUGCUCGCGCCUGCUGCGGCGGCGCGAUGCCGGCUGGAACGGCGCCGAUGACGUCACCCUCGCUGGCGGCGCUAACGGCGCACACGUGCCGCUGAAGCGGCUGGACCGCAGCACGCAGCGGCGCGGCCUCCAGCCGCCCGAUGGCCACCAGCUGCUCGCGCCGCCGGCCUCAGCCGUCUCUCACCGCACCGACGAGACCGUGGACAUGUGA
Messenger RNA from Pollicipes pollicipes, 1679 nucleotides. RefSeq names its product FMRFamide receptor. The transcript has a single exon. Gene Ontology annotation, cellular component: membrane. NCBI's taxonomy places the organism in Eukaryota, Metazoa, Arthropoda, Thecostraca, Pollicipedomorpha, Pollicipedidae. Gene Ontology annotation, molecular function: G protein-coupled receptor activity. Gene Ontology annotation, biological process: G protein-coupled receptor signaling pathway. Bases 429 to 1679 code for a protein of 416 amino acids. The record is from RefSeq and is a predicted model, not a curated record.